Molecule: messenger RNA, 1625 nt
Organism: Hordeum vulgare subsp. vulgare (domesticated barley)
Lineage: Eukaryota; Viridiplantae; Streptophyta; Magnoliopsida; Poales; Poaceae
Product: putative protein TPRXL
Exons: 5
Coding region: 193-1338 (381 amino acids)
Source: RefSeq, a predicted model, not a curated record
UGCUCUCUUCCUCCUCCUCCUUCCCUCCCACCCUCCCUCCUCGUCUCUUCUUCUCACAAUUUUUUCCUGUAAAUUUCGUGUCCGCCUCUUGUUCGUUCCGUGCAGACGAACGGGAGAGGGAGAAGAGAGUGAUUGCUCAGCGCAGGAGGAAGGAACCUGCCUUCUCGAGCGGUUGGCCGGAGGCCAAUUUUGAUGCGUGGCCUCCUCGAGGUCCACGCGAUUGGCAGGGACGCCGCGUCGACGAGCUCAUCCAAACUGAAAGCCGUUCCCGCAUUGGACAUGAUGAGGUACCAAAGGCUCAGCCCGGACUGCCUCCCGCUCACGAACGGUGGCGGCAGCGGCGGCGUCGCACGCAAGCCGGCCUCGAGAUCCUUCAGAGACGACGAAGGCCCGGCCGCCGCCACCGACAGUUCCCGAGUGGCCUCGUACCUCGCGGCCUCCCAGGCGGACACCAAGCCGCCGGUGCGGGCGCGCGCACCACCGCAGCCGCCGUCUUCGUCGGCCGUGCGUAGCCCGGCGCGGGACCACGUCCACCACCACCCCUCCGACUCCUCCGACACGGCCUCCCCGAGCUCCACGGGCGCGGGAACCGGCGCGGUCGGCGGCGACGUGCUGCUGCAGUGGGGGCACAACAAGCGGUCCCGCUGCCGGCGCGACUCCUCCGCGGCGUCCUCGUCGGCGUCGCCGUCCUCGCAGCGUCGGCAGGCCCCGGGCAGCGGCAAGAUCCAGCGGCGCGCGUCGGCACCAGCGCCGGCGGAGAAGCUGAUGCCGCCUCCUCACGCCACGACCACGCGGGGGUCCAACCUGAGGUCCUCGUCGUCCUUCCCGCCCCGCGCCGCCGGAGCAGACGCCAGCCACCAGCCUCUCCACCACAGCAGGUCCGUUGAGGAGCGAUCGGGCGGCGUGCACAAGCGGUCGUCGCCCGACAAGGCGCCGCACAACAAGCCCCCCGCCGUGGAGCAUCAUCACAUGGAUUCCAAGAACGCCCACCACCACCACCACAACCACAGCAACCACGACUCGCCGCUGGUGGCCGCCGCCAACGGUGCCGGAGCCGGCGAGAAGCUUGGCGGGGAGCGGUUGGAGCUUCCCCGGAUCUACAUCUCGCUGUCCCGCAAGGAGAAGGAGGACGACUUCCUGGUGAUGAAGGGCACCAAGCUGCCCCAGAGGCCCAAGAAGCGGGCCAAGAACGUGGACAAGUCGCUACAAUUCGUCUUUCCGGGGAUGUGGCUCUCGGAUUUGACCAAAAGCCGUUACGAGGUGCGCGAGAAGAAAUGUGUCAAGAAGAGGCGAAGAGGGCUGAAAGGGAUGGAGAGCAUGGACAGCGACUCGGAGUGAAGAGCGCAAAGAAGAGGAGAGGAGAGGUCUAGCAAGCGAGACAGCCAAGGAAGGAAGAAGACGGGGAUGCCGUGUGUGGCCGGGAGCGAGGGGUGGUAGGAGAAGAAACAAAACCGGUAGAGAGCUUAGCCGAAAGGAAUGGACGUGUGUUUUGUGUAAAUGGAGGUGGAGGAGGCAACAAUGGGAUGCGCGUGCAGACGAUGACGAUGAUGAUUCUAGCAGGCUGUUUUUUCCUUUUUGCGGGGGCUUGGUUCGAAAAUUUCAUACGAGUAUCAUCUUGCGGGCCA